This is a messenger RNA of Candida albicans SC5314, 2289 nucleotides long. RefSeq lists its product as uncharacterized. Bases 1 to 2289 code for a protein of 762 amino acids. The record is from RefSeq and is a predicted model, not a curated record. NCBI's taxonomy places the organism in Eukaryota, Fungi, Ascomycota, Pichiomycetes, Serinales, Debaryomycetaceae. The transcript has a single exon.
AUGUUUUACCGUUAUACUUUGACACAACGCCCUCUACUAAGGUGUUGUAAAUUUGUAUAUACUGUUCAUGGUACAAGCAACUUUGCCACUUUAUCCAGUUCCACUCCAACAUUGUCUUCAUCAUAUAAUUUUCAACCUUCAAUACGGAAGAACCCGUUUACUCCCAAUACAAAUACCCAAGCUUCACAGGACCAACCAGUAGAUAUACUACGUGACUUGGACACCACAACAGAAAAUAGCCGUCUAAGUAACCCUCUAAACAAUGAUAAUAUAAACGCUAUAGAGAUACCCACCACCACAAAUGAACAAGACACUAUUCCUACCGCCGAAAUAAUAAAUAGGAUAAGUGAAAUAAUAGUGACAGAUACUAAAAGAGCAACUCAACUAUACAAGGGAGUUAAAGAUAAAUCGAAAAGAAAACUCAUUGGGUCUGAAUUAAUCAAGUUUUUUCGUAGUGAUAAAGUUAAAUUAUCAAUUUGGAGAUAUAUAAUUGAUCCUCGAGGUAGAAUAACAAGAAUGAGCAUUUUAAACGUGCUCAAUUCAAUUCUAGACACUUCAGAUAAAUUAAAUGGAAUGAAGAUUGAGAUAUUAUUAAAUUAUUUGCAUAAACUUUCAGCCACUAAUAAUAUAAAUACUGAUCCACUACUUUUAAGUAGUAAAAAAUUCCAUGAUUUACUCCGAUUAGUCCCUAGUGAAAAACAUGUCAUAUUAUACCUGUAUAUGGUGCAGCUAAAUAUCCAACCAGCUAUUAGAAGACAUAUGGAUGGUUUGAAAAAGAAACUAAUCAAUGAGUCGGCCAAAGCCAGAUUUGUUGCUCAAACAGGAUAUUUUUCUCCUAAAUGGCAUGAAUUAACAAAGACACAAUUCAAUGAAACUAAGAGAUUACAAAUGGUUAAUUUUUUUGCAAUAACUGAUUUUGAAAGGUUUGCCCAAAACAGUAUCAAGCAUAAUCAGCCAGCUAUGGCAUUGUAUUAUUUAAAUUGUAUGCUUACUAAAUUUGAACGAAAAUGCCUACAUGGUGCUAAAGUUGUUGAUAAUACUACUACAGAACAAGACAUACAGAUGCUACUAAAGACAGUGUUGAAUUUGGUGAUGAAGUUUAAAGGUGGAUCACAUGGCAUUGAUGUAUUGAAGUAUAUGAACAGUGAAAAUUUACGAGUCACAUUUGAUUUAUACUUGUCAUUACUACAAAAUUUGCGACAGUCAGAGAACUAUAAUGAAUUUGCAAUGGUCUUGAAUCAUUUGCCCUUGGAAGAAUUGUCUUAUGAACAAAAAGUGACGGUUGGUGUUGAGAUUUUAGCAAUGAUGCAAUCAAGAUUUCCAACAUCACCAAAAGUGAUUAUUGGAUAUGUUGGAGCAUUGUUUAAUGGAAGUGAUGCCUCUAAAAAUCAAGGGUUAGUUAUGUUAAACGAAUUACAAUUAUUGGAUAUACCCUUUGGAGCUGGUGGUGUAGCUAAAAUACCUUCUGUGGAUAUUGUGCAAAUUGCAACAAUCCAUUCACAGUUGAAAGGCUUGAGCAUGACUCAUGGUUGUUUACCAUAUAUAUACAACGUGACUUUGGAUUCAGUUGACAAUAUUUUAGAAUCACCUGAGUUAGUGUGGCAAUUGUACGAACGAUACCUGCAAUUUGUUCAGAGUUCAAGAUUGGAUAUAACUCGUGAUGACGUGAUUACAACAUUCCUCGACCAUUUGUUAAGAACUGGGGAUGGCUCUUCCUUUCCAGUGACACCUGCAAUUGAGAAUUAUAGAAUUGCAAAGAAGAUUACUAAAUUUUAUUACACAGUUCCAGAUAUCAAAAUUAGUUCGUUAAAUAUCGAGUUGUUAAUCCAAACGGCAUUAUUAAUCCACAAAGAUUAUUCAUUUGCAUUGGAAAUACUAAAGUUAUCCAGACAACGUGGGAAUCCAUUCACAUUUAAUCAAAUAUACCCCUUUAUCAAGUAUCAUUACGAUAACAAAGAUUAUUCCGAGGCUCGAGUCUGGUACAAUGAAUUAGUUAAACUGGGAGCUGGUUCCACUGGUAUCAUGUUGAGUGAACUUUUUGGAAUUGCUAAAGAAUUAGGCUGGCCAGUUAACAGCUGUACUUACAAGUUCAAUUUAACCAAAAGGAAAAGACACAAUAAAGAGGCAUUGGACGAGAUUCAAAAGGACUCAGCAAUGUUUAUUGAAAAAUCUAAUAUUGAUACAACAGGUAAUAAUCUUAAAGUUACCACUAAUAACGAUAAUAACGAUUUUGAAAAUGAAUUGGCAUCUAUUUUACAAAGUUUGAACCAAAAACUGGCAAGUUCAUAA